Oncorhynchus nerka (sockeye salmon) is the source of this 1846-nucleotide messenger RNA. RefSeq names its product cytokine-inducible SH2-containing protein-like. Gene Ontology annotation, biological process: phosphatidylinositol phosphate biosynthetic process; intracellular signal transduction. The coding region runs from base 784 to 1395 and encodes 203 amino acids. The transcript is spliced from 4 exons. NCBI's taxonomy places the organism in Eukaryota, Metazoa, Chordata, Actinopteri, Salmoniformes, Salmonidae. The record is from RefSeq and is a predicted model, not a curated record. Gene Ontology annotation, molecular function: 1-phosphatidylinositol-3-kinase regulator activity. Gene Ontology annotation, cellular component: phosphatidylinositol 3-kinase complex.
GUCCGAUUCCUGGGAGAGCAGAGCAACAAGCGCAGCAAUACCGCAAGGCUAUGACAUGACUAUGAGGAAUUUAGACUCGUCACUAGGAAUGAUCAAUUUGUUUGUUUUUUGACACUGGCAUUCACUGUAAUAUAUUUCAAAAAAUAAAAUGUGAAGGUUUGGACUGGAGUUUACAAACUAGAACCGGGUCGGUGGCAGCGCCGCAUGACGUCAGAGGCGCUGGUGUGCUGGACAGUUCUCAGAAUAUAAUUCUUGGAAUUGGCGAAUUUUAAAAGCCAAACCCACAGUCUUUCCUUCACACGCUUAGAACCCAUUCUAGUGGCAACACUCAUCGCACUGCUGCUCUGUAUUCUAUUUGUCUAAAUUAUACAUUUAUUAUAUUGCUUUUGAAUUAGUUAAUUACAGACCGUCUAUUAACAUAUGGGAUAUUCGGACACAACUUCUCUAUUCACUGAACAGAUGCGUGGGACAUUCAGAACAAAAUAAACACAUUCCUUUGUUUCGACCGGCUUUAUUUUCGUAAAACCGCUGUGGAAUUAGACUAGUAUGGGAUAUUGAAGACUCGCCAUCAUGAUUCUUUGUGUUCAGAGGCACAAGUGCAAACUUCAUGGAGUAGGCCAUUCAAAGAGAUACAAAGAGGUGCCUUCUGAUGUCAUCGGCCUUUCCCCCCACUCCCACUUGUGCCAUGUCAGAGGACACCUGGACCGCCUAUUGAGAUCUGUCUUUUGUUAAGUAAACCCUAGACCACUGCUGUCUGGUACACCCACAGAGGGCCAUCUAGGAAUGAGGACAGGGAGCGUCUCCUCCCCUCACUGCAUUCACAGCACCUCUCCGCAGUGGGACCCCACUAAAGACCUGCGCACCAUCGCCAACAACACAUUCUACCUUGAUACCUCAGGCUGGUACUGGGGAGCCAUCACAGCAGGUCAGGCCCAUGAAGCUCUGCAGGCAGCGUCAGAAGGGGCCUUUCUGAUUCGAGACAGCAGCCAUCCCCUGUACAUGCUGACCCUGUCUGUUAGGACUGCCCGUGGCCCCACCAGUAUACGCAUCCAGUACAGUGGAGCCCGGUUUCUGCUAGACUCCAGCUCGCCAGCCCGACCCAGCCUUCUGUCCUUCCCUGAUGUGCCGAGCAUGGUGCAGUACUAUGUGGGACCAGGGAGGAAGGUGCAGCAGGGGAAGGUGGAGGAAACUCAUGGUGGCAAGCCUGCCCAGAGGACAGUUCAGGAGAGCACAGUACUGCUGAAGCUCAAGCGGGCCCUGCACAAGCCCCAGGCCUUCCCCUCCCUACAGCACCUUGCACGCCUCACCAUCAACUGCAGCACAGACUGUCCUGACCAACUGCCUCUGCCACGCCCACUGGUGCGCUUCCUGCAGGACUACCCGUUCCAGGUAUGAGGGUCCUAUGAUCUGCACCCCUGUGGAGGGCAGAGCUGAAUUAAACGAAACCGUUCAACUAAAUCUUGAGGAGCGCUGUCAGAAAUUGGUCCCUGGCAGCUGGAAACCACAUCACUGCACUGGUCAGUAAUAAUGCCACAUCGGACACAUGGUUGGUCAUGAGACCAUGUCUGGGAAAGAACAUUUCAGAAAAUGGUGUCUCGUUAUUGUAUUUCUCAGAGGGGGAAGUGGAGUUCUGCGAACCCCGCCGCAUGAGAUUCACUGGAAAACAAAACGUGGUGCGAACUGUAGUGUAGCCCCGUGCUAUGAGGGAUAUGCUCCCCACCCUCUUGCUGUGGCAGUGAAUUGUUUUCCAGUGAGAUGCAUUUUCAAUGUUUUAUUUUGGUCAUUUUUUACCUCCCCGACUCUGUACAUAUCCCUUUUUCUAUAAAAAAAAUUAUCUUCAACAUGA